Messenger RNA from Corticium candelabrum, 2235 nucleotides. RefSeq lists its product as uncharacterized. Lineage: Eukaryota; Metazoa; Porifera; Homoscleromorpha; Homosclerophorida; Plakinidae. The record is from RefSeq and is a predicted model, not a curated record. The transcript is spliced from 9 exons. The coding region runs from base 15 to 2015 and encodes 666 amino acids.
AUUCACAGUCUCAGAUGGCGAAUGUGUGUGUGAGAAGUGCAUUUCGGAGAUUGUCUCUACUGUGUCUCUCUGCGACGACGCUCGUCUCUCUAGGCCACUGCGUUCAGUUCGUGCCUCUCGACCAAGGUCCCAACUCGUGGUGGAGCCGAAACUUUCCUAAUCAAACAGACACGAGCGUCUGUCCUGACUUGGAGAGUCCUGAAAACGGCAGUGUUGAAGUGGUUGGGCACACGGCUACGUAUUCCUGUGCUGCGGGAUACUCUUUGUACGGAGAAGACUUGCUCGAUAGUAACCGUGCAUGUAUACUAGGAGAGUGGCUCGGUGAUGAGCCCGCGUGUAGACUGGAUGGCGGCUGGACUGGUUGGACCCAGUGGAGUGAGUGUACUGUGUCGUGUGAUGGUGGGACGAGAACGCGGGAGCGUAUGUGUACAGCUCCCGUUCCAGAAUUGCCUGGUGGAAAGAAUUGUAGCGGGGAUGCAGUUGAGCAGGAAGAUUGUAAUCCAGACCCAUGUCCGGAAUGCAAGGCUCUACAGAGGAAUUUAAGAAUAGGACUGCUGACACUGACACUUGGACCCACAGGAGAUAUCAUCGUAUUCUCUUGUCCUGACGGUUACCGAGUGGUGGGUAACGAAACACAAGUCUGCAACAAAGACACAGAGCUGACAACAGUCAAUCAAACGUGUGUUCAAACAUGCCCUCCGUUGUCUGCACCUACAAAUGGCUCGAUAGAAAUUGAUAAAGACAAUCCAGACAUUGCGCGAUUCACGUGUAUUAUUGGAUUUAAUCUGAAAGGUUCGCCACAGCGUGUUUGUGCAGAUGGUUUCUGGAGUGGAUCAGAUGUUGAGUGCAUUCAAGAGUUGAUCACUACAGGCACAGUGACACCAGUUGGCACUAAUCCUUCCAUAGGAUUGGGUGUAGGCAUUUUCGACAUUCUGAGUCCUAGCAUUCCCAUUUCCAGAUGUAAUGGAUCAGUUACGUUUAAUCUGAGAACGAGCACCAAAGAGGAGCUUCUGAAGUUGGAAGUAAGUCUGCUACUAGUAAAGAAAGACAAUCAAUUGGUUGAGCCCCCAAUAGCAACAACAGAAGAACAGGUGUCAAGUCACAGCUACUCUGAGUCUGCCAGUUCUGCAUGUGUAACAGUGCAUUGUAGUGAUCUGAACAACAACGUUAGCUUGCCAACAGUCGGACGUGUUCGAAUCACUGUCACCGUUGUGGGUGGCUCAGCUGAGAUCAGUAAUGUGAACUUUGCUGAUGGACAGCCCUGUGAUGUCACAGUAGAUGAAGAAACUGUGGGCACUUGCGAUAACACCUCAAAUGGUGGAGAUUGUGGCUAUCGAAACACCGGAUGUGGCUCCAGUGACUGGACUUUGUUCUCAAACAUCACCGAUGAUGUAGAAAGUGAUGGCGAAGGGAGCACUGAAUUAGUAUCACUUCUCACUAAUCGGACGGAAUCCUGUCCAGUCUUCAUCUGUCUUCCGUGUCUCAAAAAGUCUGGAUUUGCAAUUUCAGCCAGUAAAUCUAGCAACUCAGCUGAGAGCAGAAAGAAGAGAGCUUUAGCCAAAAAACAAUUCAUAACGUCACAUCCAAGUUCUUUCUGUUUGUCGGAUGGCCAAGGUGAAAAAAGUCCAGGGUUUAUCACCAUCAGUCCUAACAACAAAUACAUGUCAUUUGAUUACAUUAUGUUUCGUCUUGGGAUUCACCAGCUGAUAGUCUAUGUCAAAUGUCAAGGCUCACUGCAUUACAUUCACUUGCAACAAGACUGCUCAGUCUUUAGUAUUUUGAACCUUGAUAAAUCUGGAACAAGAGGCAGUGCAUGUCUAGAUCUUCACAGAAAUGUCGGGGAAUACUACAGCCAAUGCAAACGAAUUAGUAUCUACGUGCAAGGAUACUCUCUGGGCAGCAAAGUGUGCUUUUCGAAUAUCAGAUUUCAUAAAUAUGAGACAUCAUGUCCACAAGGCGGGAUUGUUAAAAGGAAUGAACGCCCCAUAGGUUCAACAAUCAACUGUAAUCGAUGAGUCAGGCAAGAAGGUACAUAUACCUGUGGUCACUUGAAUACAACUUAAAUCGUUUGUGUGUAGUUAAUGUUGCGUUGUGUCUUCUAUAAGCAUUUACUGGCAUUGAUCGGUGUUGAAAACAGAACAGAAACAAUUGAGAUUUAGAGAAAUGCUUAAUUACUUUUGGGUAAUGUCAAGAUUAGAAUUUGCUAAAGCACCAACAAGUCACAACACAUGCUCA